Molecule: messenger RNA, 1381 nt
Organism: Anthonomus grandis grandis
Lineage: Eukaryota; Metazoa; Arthropoda; Insecta; Coleoptera; Curculionidae
Exons: 4
Coding region: 237-1139 (300 amino acids)
Source: RefSeq, a predicted model, not a curated record
AACGUCAAUGUCAAAUUUUUUUCCGUGUCCAUCAUCUGAUUCGAUUAAUUUGUAAAUAAAUAGGACUAAUUGAUUUUAAAUUAAGGUUGUUAGUCCGAUUUAAAAUCCGUCAAUUUAUUCGAUAGUUUUUCAAUUAAACGUCCUCGAAACCUCCCGAAAUAUUGCUGCUACGAAAUCAAUAAAAGGUCAGGCAGUGUGUGUCCACUCCUCUGUUAUGACCUCUGGUCAAUAAAUUAAUGCCAAAGCCCCCCAGAAUGGACGGUGGAGAUAAAGGAGAACACUCGCGCAAAAACGACUCCACCGACGACGACGAAAAACCGUUGAAAAAAGCGCGAUUUUUAUGGGAGGUAAAAGGGAAACACCACUUGAAAAAGUCUCAAAGUGAUCUUAACCAUAAUGAAGCCACUGGUAGUAGGGAGGAAGUUGGUGAGGAGGAAGAGGCUUGUAUGGGAAGCCCCGACACACGAAGUAGUGGUACCCAAGAAUCUCCUAGUUUAUCAUCGUUCAACUGUCACAGAGAUUGCUGUGUUAAAUCAUUCUUAGCAAAGACUGAGGACCUUAUGGAUCGUUAUACAUCCGAUGAGGACCACUCCGAUAAACUUCCAUUGGAAAACAGCAUUGAAAAUGAGAUUCCUGCUGCUCUAGUUUCGGCCGGACAGCAUAUGAAUCAAGACCAUUAUUUCAGUGAAUGGCAGGCCAGGCAAAUAGCGAGGGGUUUCGUCGAUAACACUAUAAACAGGAUGCUCGAAAACUUGGCAGGGCAUCCGUUUGAGGCCUCAAUUUUAAUAAAUAAUCAAGAGAGUGACGGGCAGGUGGAGGACGAUGCAAUUUUAAUGGCCAUACAGUCUCACGGUUUACAGUCGGGAGGUAGCAGGGAUUAUACGAGUGAGAGUCCUAAUUAUGAGGCUGUGGGGUUGCCGGGCAGUAGUCGGGCUUAUCCAGAGAUGAAUGAUGUGGAAUAUUCGAAUUUCCAAGACUCCAACGUCGAUAAUAUGGAAAAUCUUCAAAAGGAGCAAGAAAUUGAAAAUUCUUCAGACUCAAGGGCCUACGAAUGUGAAGUGGAUUUGAACGACCCGAUGGACUUUUUAAAUGCGGCAGUUUCGGUGGCCAUACAAAAAAAAGGCCUCACUUACGGUUGAUUUUCGUGAACGUGUGUAUAAUAAUAAAUAAAACGUCUCGUAAUAGUUUUUUCAUCGUUUGCAAAGAUUGAAAUGGAACUUCGGUGUCCAGGAAAAAAAGUAUUAAACCGUUUCAGUACUGAGCAAACGCACAACAGUCUGAAUGAAUUUUAUAUUAUUGUAUUAUUUUUUAUUAUAAUGUACUUUUGCUAGUUUUUAGACUAUAUUGUUGGCCAAAUAAAGUAGUUUUUCUUUCUACUAAA